Carlito syrichta (Philippine tarsier) is the source of this 984-nucleotide messenger RNA. Its product is annotated as putative olfactory receptor 52P1. The coding region runs from base 19 to 984 and encodes 321 amino acids. The record is from RefSeq and is a predicted model, not a curated record. The transcript has a single exon. Gene Ontology annotation, molecular function: olfactory receptor activity; G protein-coupled receptor activity. Gene Ontology annotation, biological process: G protein-coupled receptor signaling pathway. Lineage: Eukaryota; Metazoa; Chordata; Mammalia; Primates; Tarsiidae. Gene Ontology annotation, cellular component: membrane.
AGCACUCUUGGCCAGACCAUGGAAUCUCCUAAUUACACUAACAUGGACCCUUCUGUCUUCUUCCUCCUGGGCAUCCCAGGUCUGGAACAAUUCCACCUGUGGCUCUCCUUCCCUGUGUGUUGUCUGGGCACAGCCACAAUUGUGGGCAACAUAACCAUCCUGGUUGUUGUCGUCACUGAACCAGCCUUACGCAAGCCAGUGUACCUUUUCCUGUGCAUGCUCUCAACCAUCGACUUGGCUGCAUCUGUCUCCACAGUUCCCAAGCUACUGGCCAUCCUCUGGUGUGGAGCUGGACACAUAUCUGCCUCUUCUUGCCUGGCACAGAUGUUCUUCAUUCAUGCCUUCUGCAUGAUGGAGUCUACUGUGCUGCUGGCCAUGGCCUUUGAUCGCUAUGUGGCCAUCUGCCACCCACUCCGCUAUGCUAUGAUCCUCACUGACACCAUCAUAGUCCGCAUUGGGAUGGUAGCUAUGAUGCGAGGCUCCUUGCUCAUGCUCCCAUGUCCCUUUCUUAUUGGGCGUUUGAGCUUCUGCCAAGGCCAUGUGAUUCCUCACACAUACUGUGAGCACAUGGCUGUGGUGAAGCUGGCCUGUGGAGACACCAGGCCUAAUCUGGUGUAUGGGCUAACAGCUGCACUUUUGGUCAUUGGGGUUGAUUUGUUCUGCAUUGGUCUCUCCUAUGCCCUCAUUGCACAAGCUGUCCUUCGCCUCUCAUCCCAUGAAGCUCGGUCUAAGGCCCUGGGGACCUGUGGUUCCCAUGUCUGUGUCAUCCUCAUCUCUUAUACACCAGCCCUCUUCUCCUUUUUUACACACAGGUUUGGCCAUCACGUUCCACUCCAUAUUCACAUCCUUUUGGCCAAUGUCUAUCUGCUCUUCCCGCCUGCUCUUAACCCUAUUGUAUAUGGAGUAAAGACCAAGGAGAUUUAUGAAAGGGUCAUCAGGGUGUUCCAAAGGAGACAGGGAACUGGUAUCAAGGCAGCUCAGUGA